AUGGACACCAUGCUGACCUUCAUGGACGAUGUCCAUCUCCUCAAAGACCCCACUUUCCCGGUCGAGGAGAAAAGAAGGAUGCUGGACAUCCUCUUGGAUCACAUCAUACCCUACCGAUUCCGCUAUGAGCCUCGAGUCUACCCGGACCUCAGCUUCUAUGCAACGCUCCUGAACAACCGCGACGACUUCUUGGAGAUUUGGGCUUUGGUUGUGCGCUUCUACGCUUGGAUUUCCGUAGUGGCCAUCAAAAACUGGAGCAUGGCGGACGAGGCUGCGAACUGUUUGAUGGAGCUGAGACAGAGUCUUGGCUACGUCGACAUCUUCGCACAAUACUCCGACUUCGACCCGUUGUCUCUUGGAGAUUUGUCGCCGCUUUCAAUCUUCGACGAGACUCCGGGACCUGCUGGACAGGAAGAGCCUUCAAUAGCUUCGACAGCGGCGACCCGAAACGACAUUGCCGCAAGCGAUUCUGAAGAUCCUUGGCUGGCUGCAGAGCUGGAGAAGCCGGCCACCUUGGUUUAUGAGGGCGUCAUUCGCAACCUCGAUCACUUCCUCGAGGUCGACAAGGCAUACAAGCAAUACGUCAAGCGAAGACCUGGCCUCACUCCCGGAGAAGACUCGUCUUGGCCUCAGACCCCUGAGAAGACCCAGGACUACAUCCACACGAUGUACAACGCCAUCACCAAUAUGGAUGACUUCUUCGAGCUUCGGAGGGCUAAGCAACGACUGGCAAAGGUCGAGGCCAAGAAAGCAAACAACGGCCAAGAUACCACAGACGAUGGGUCGAGAAAGCGCAAGAGAACUGCAACGGGCAGACAGUCCCAAGGCCCACCCAAGGGUGUUCAGAAGUCAGACUGGGAGCUAUUGGACGAUACCAGCACCCCGGCCCAGCGCCUGAACAUCAUAACCCACCACCAGAUCAAGGACGUUGAGAUUGAGAUUCUCUGCUGGAGACUCCUGGUCGCAGCACAGGAUUGCCAGCGGGGCCAUACGAUGAAGCCUCUGUGGUCUGGGACACGUACAGUCUCUACCUGGGAUGAAUUCGAGACCUUUGGUCAGAGGUGGUCGGUGAUGUGCAAUGAGAUCCAGUUUGUUCGCUUCGCAAGCGCGCCAAAGAAGGAGCGUGAUGCGAAAUUGGCAAACGACAUGCUUAACGCGCGGCGCAAUGUCCAGAAUCAAAUCGGUCUGCAAGAGAUACAGAAGAGAACAGCCAACAAUGAGUGGACGACUGCAGAAGACUUCGAGAUCCGUACAAGAGAUGGAGAGCUUGUACAUGAGGGCAGCCGCCUUGGCGACAGGGAGAGAAGGGAGCUUGCGAGGAGAUAA
Colletotrichum karsti is the source of this 1326-nucleotide messenger RNA. RefSeq lists its product as uncharacterized. The transcript is spliced from 5 exons. Bases 1 to 1326 code for a protein of 441 amino acids. Lineage: Eukaryota; Fungi; Ascomycota; Sordariomycetes; Glomerellales; Glomerellaceae. The record is from RefSeq and is a predicted model, not a curated record.